GUCUUAUUCUAUUUAAUUAGCUUAAUCCAAUUUGAUAAGAUUUGUAGAAAAAUGAAGCUCACAAUUGUUUUCCUUACCCUUUCUAUGAUUGCCUCACUGGGGUUAGCAUCCGAUCCUAGUCCCUUGCAGGAUUUCUGCGUUGCAGACAACUACAGCAAAGUGUUUGUGAAUGGCAAAGUUUGCAAAGACCCGAUGUUGGCGACAGCAAAUGACUUCUUCUAUGACGGACUCAACAAGCCUGGCAACACAAGCAAUCCUUUGGGUUCCAUGGUCACCCCAGUGAAUGUAAUGCAAAUUCCUGGGCUCAACACUCUCGGUAUCUCCUUGGCACGUAUAGACUUCGCUCCUGGUGGCCAAAACCCUCCCCACACCCACCCACGUGGCACCGAGAUCCUCACAGUCUUAGAAGGGACCCUCUAUGUCGGCUUCGUGACCAGCAAUCCUGAAAACCGUUUGAUUAGCAAGACACUGAAAAAGGGAGAUGUGUUUGUAUUUCCUGAGGGCCUCAUUCACUUUCAGCAAAAUGUGGGGUAUGGCAAUACUGUUGCCAUUGCAGGUUUGAGCAGCCAGAAUCCAGGGGUGAUUACCAUAGCUAACGCUGUGUUUGGAGCCGACCCUCCUAUCUCUGAUGUUGUCCUUGCAAAGGCCUUCCAAAUUGAUAAAAAACUGGUUGAUAAACUCCAGGCUAGCUUCUGGAUGGAUACUAACUAAAACAUCAACGUCAAGGGGCCCUCAUUACUAUAUGAUAGAUAUUGCCCAUGGGAAUGAAUAUAUUGAAUAUAGGGGUAUCUUUCAUUUGCACCUUCUUUUAAAUUUUUGAUUUCCUGUGGAGUGUGGAUUAUAAUAUUAUAAUAAAAUUGGUCCAUGGAAUAAAGUAUUUCA
Molecule: messenger RNA, 882 nt
Organism: Amborella trichopoda
Lineage: Eukaryota; Viridiplantae; Streptophyta; Magnoliopsida; Amborellales; Amborellaceae
Product: putative germin-like protein 2-1
Molecular function (GO): manganese ion binding
Source: RefSeq, a predicted model, not a curated record